Molecule: messenger RNA, 770 nt
Organism: Paramecium pentaurelia
Lineage: Eukaryota; Ciliophora; Oligohymenophorea; Peniculida; Parameciidae
Source: the annotation of a GenBank genome assembly
AUGAACAUGACAGUUAAGCUAAUCAGAAAAUCGAAGAAAUAGAAUAUAUACUCUCUUUUUAAUGAGAAUGAAAGUAAUAAGGAAUAAAGAAGACUUUAAUAGAUACCCAAUCAAACAAAUUAACUGAAAUAAAAUGAUGAAAACUUAGUUAACGAUAAAGAUUCAUCUCUCUAGAGUAGUUAAGACAAUAAUUGUAAUAUUUUGUGACUUAUCUAGCAGUUGGUGAUAUAACUGAAAAUUUUGAAAGCGUUUAUUCGCAUAAAUUGAUGAAUAAAAAUCAUUAAUAGAUAACCAAAGCCACUAAUGAUUCAAAAAACAAUUUAAUACGCUACACAGUGAAAAGAGAGAAGAAUAUUAAAAGAAAAAAAUAAAAGAAUAGAGGAAAAUAAUUUUCAUUUGAAGAAGAUUAAAGAUUGUUGAUCUAUAUACUAAAGAAGGGACCUAAGUUUCAUAAGUUUGCAAGAUAUUUUCCAGGAAAAUCAACAAAUAUGUUAAAAAAUAGAUAUUAUAAAUCAUUAAGAUUUUAAUGGGAUCAAGUUCUUGGAAAGUAUGUCAAUUCUUUAUUAUUUCUAAGUUAAUAUUAACAUAUGAAUGCACCAUCUGAAGAGAUGAUCCCAAUCAUCGAACAAGAAUCUCCAAUAUACAUGUUUGAUGACUUAAUUUAACUAAGACUAUUUCCAGAAGCUGAAGACUUAAUGUCAAAUUUUAUAGGCAAUCUCUCCUAAACAUUUAGCGAUCUUCAUGCCAGUUUUCCUUUAGAGGAUAAUUGA